AUGAGCUCCGACGACAAACGCGAUGUGGAUGCGACCACCGAAAAGCAGGCCAGAAUCUCCGAGACUGAAUCGGCCAGCGUCAGUGUACGUUCCCUGGAGCUUGCUACGGCGAAAGAUCCAAGUCUCAACCCUGGGGACUUGACCUUCGAUGAAGACACCGCUGGUGGUCUCGGGCGCCACUUGGGAGUGUUCAGUUGCACCAUGCUUAUAGUUGGGCGCAUCAUAGGAACCGGAAUAUUCUCUACUCCGUCGUCUAUUCUCGGUUCUGUAGGUUCUGUCGGCGCGUCACUCAUGCUUUGGGUUCUUGGCUUCGUGCUAUCGUUUUGUGGCCUCUUCGUCUGGCUGGAAUAUGGCACGAUGUUUCCUCGUUCGGGCGGGGAGAAAGUGUACUUGGAAGCUGUUUACAAGCGUCCUCGAUAUCUCGCAACAGUAAUAUUUGCCAUCAAUGCAAUAAUUCUUGGGUUCACUGCGUCAGGGUGUAUUGUAUUUGCGAACAAUAUCCUCAUAGCCGCUGGUCAUGCAGCGGAUCGCUGGGCCGUGCGAGGUAUAGCCUUGGGCGUCAUCACUUUCGUCACCAUUCUGCAUGGCUUCACCCCCCGGUUUGGUAUUCUGGUCAUGAACGGACUUUCCGUGUUCAAAAUUGUCAUACUGUUAUUUGUUGUCAUAUCUGGAUGGGUCGUUCUUUCUGGGCGCACUCACAUACAAAACCCUCACGCAAAUUUCCACAAUGCCUUCGUCGGUAGCUCUCAUAGUAGCAACGAUUACGCUACAGCUACAUUCAAAGUCCUCAACGCCUAUGCAGGAUGGUCGAACGUCAAUUACGUUCUGAACGAUGUCAAGAACCCCGUUCGGACGCUGAAAAUCGCUGGGCCGCUUGGCUUGGGGAUAUGCGCAACGUUGUACCUGCUUGCGAAUGUUGCUUAUUUUGCGGCCGCUACGAAAGAAGAGAUAGUGAAAUCUGGAGUAACUGUAGCAUCUUUGUUCUUCAAAAAUGUAUUUGGAACGCAGGCUCAGCGGGCAUUAUCGGUUUUUGUCGCGCUUAGCGCACUAGGUAAUGUUAUAACAGUAACCUUCGCGGCCUCCCGGAUAAAUCAAGAGCUGGCCAAAGCUGGAGUGCCUUUGCCAUUCGGCAAUCGUUUCUGGGCGUCAAACUGGCCUACUGGCAAGUCCCCACUUCCAGGUCUUAUAAUCCACUUGAUACCUUCGAUCAUCGUCAUUAUUGCCCCGCCGCCUCAAGUUGCAUAUCCUUUUAUCCUGGACGUCGAGGGAUACCCACAGCAGAUCAUCAAUGUAUUCAUCGUCGUAGGCUUGUUCUGGCUUCGGUACAAGAAGCCCAAUGCUGUUCGACCGUUUAAAGUCUGGUGGCCAAUAGCUGUUUUCUUCUUGGCAGCGGCCCUCUUCUUGAUGAUAGCACCUUUCCUUCCACCUGCUAACGGCGUCGGGGAUACGCCACCAAUUCCGUACUACGUGUACUGUCUGGUUGGGAUUGGUAUCAUGUUACUGGGCGUCGUGUACUGGGCAGUAUGGCGUGUAGUUCUUCCUCGUGUCUUCGGAUACAAUCUAGUCCCCAGGAAGGAGGCACUCGAUGACGGGACAGUGGUGACACUAUUCUCGCGACAAAAGUUGAGUUAG
Pleurotus ostreatus (oyster mushroom) is the source of this 1632-nucleotide messenger RNA. RefSeq lists its product as uncharacterized. Gene Ontology annotation, biological process: amino acid transmembrane transport. The record is from RefSeq and is a predicted model, not a curated record. The transcript is spliced from 20 exons. The coding region runs from base 1 to 1632 and encodes 543 amino acids. Gene Ontology annotation, cellular component: membrane. Gene Ontology annotation, molecular function: L-amino acid transmembrane transporter activity. Lineage: Eukaryota; Fungi; Basidiomycota; Agaricomycetes; Agaricales; Pleurotaceae.